CGCAACUAUUGUGCGUUUGCCUUAAAAGUAAAGCACCAACCUUAUUUUGGGUUCUGUUUAUAUACAUAAAUAAAUAGCAAUAAUGUAUAUAUAUUGUAAAGAAAAAUAAUGUAAUUUAACAACAAACAUGACUCCUAAACGUAAAACCACAAGUUCUGAAUCAACUUCGUCGUCGAGUUCAAAUUCCUCGACGUCAAGUUCAUCGACAUCGGGCAGUGAAUCGAGUUCUUCUGAAUCGGAAAAUUCGAGUACAUCAGCUAAUAGUCAAAAGGCAUCUGAUUCGGAUAAAGUUAAAAAAAAAGUGCCAGUAAAUGCAGCAGCUCGUCAUGUCAAAACAAAAAGUGAGGGGGGCAAUACUUCUCUGCAAUCGUCAGAAAGUAAAGUCAAAGAAAAAGCGACUCAGAAAAUACGUCCUGUUGUUUAUUCUUCGGAGUCGGAGGAAUCGCCAAAUAAAACGAAAUCCGUGAAGAGAAAACCACCACCGGCGAAACCAAAAGCGACUGCUACAGUUGCUCCAGUAAUAAAGGCGCAGAGACCUGUCAACAAAACUGCACCUUUACUUCAACAAAAACAGUUGUCGAGUUCGAAGACAUUGAAUAAACAUAGCAAAUUUCCCGCGUCAGCAACUGGAAAAGCUACAGUAGAGAAGGCAUCUAAGACGGCGUCUGAGCCAAUACAGAAAAAAUUGAAAAAGAAGAGUAUAUUCAGUCCGGAAAAUAGUAGUGAAAGCGACACUGCAACCGUGAAUAGAUCCACUGUUUCUAAAGUGACUUCCCCUGUGAAAUCUCCGAAACCGCAAAGUGGAAAAACAAGACCCGGUGCUCCUAAGCCGAGGCCUCCAAUAAAUAAUAGAGCAAAUAUUUCUCGAAAGCCAUCUCUAAAAUCAGAUAGUUCCAUAAGUUCGAAAAGUUGCUCGGCAGGAUCAGGAUCCUCCGAGACAUCAGACAGUAGUUCUGAAUCUGAAUCAUCGGAAAGUGUUGCCAGUCCACCUCCAUCGAAGAAGAAGGAAAAUCAAUUAAAUAGCUCCUCCAGUUCAAAUCCUUCUCAAAAAAGGCCCUUAACCUCCGUUGCUGCUGUGAAACCUCAGAGGAAUACUAAACGUCAAGUAAAAAGCGAGGAUGACGUUGAUGCUUCGGAAACUGAUAAAGAUACUGAGGAACAUGGCGAACAAUCGCUUUCGAAAAACUCUAUCAAAGGAAAACGUAAAUUGCAAGCUCGAAAAGAAAGUAAACAAUUUCAGAUGCGAUCUAAAAUUGGUAGCGAUUCGGAAUCGGACGUAGCUGAAAAUAAAAGAAGCUGCAGUACAAAAUCUCCAGUGAAAAGAUCGGCAUCGAAUAUUGGAACAAAACACAAUACCAGUAAAUCUGCUCAAAAUAGUGGAAGUGGAAGUGGAAAUAACUCGAGCAUUAAAAGCAAUCAGAGUAAUUCUUCUAGAAUUAAUUCAAAAGAAAGGGAAUGCCCGCUGUCUACCACCUGUGAAUCUCAUGGUCAUUUGUCGGGAAAAUUUGAUACUCACUUCACCUUGGAAGCUUGUCCUCUGUAUCACAAUACAACUCUGGAAGCUUGUGUAGAGUUUUACAAGGAAAGAAAAAAGCGAGAAGAUGAUCGAAAAAAAGCCAUAUCAAAUUCAGCAAAAAAGUCACCAAAGGGAGUGCAUCAAACAAAUGAGCAACGCAACUAUCAAUUGAAGGUAAAGGAUUUAAGAGGUAAAUGGAAAGGACCUUCCGCAGAUACGAACGAGAGCGAUAGUGGAGGUGAAAAUGUUGGAAUCGAAAAAGACAGACAACCACGUCUUAUGAAUCUCACCUCCGAAUACGAUCUCAAAUUAUUUAUGGAAGCUCAAGCGAUUGCCAGUGAAAAAAUUGAAAAGGAGUUGAAAGAAUUAGAUUAUGAUGGAGACAGUAAGAACGUGGGUGGAACACGUCUCGUUGAAAUGGGAAAAUGGGAGAUGGAAGUCUGGUACCAAAGUCCCUAUCCAGAAGAAUAUAGUCGUGCUCCAAAGCUUUAUCUUUGCGAAUUCUGUUUGAGGUACGCAAAAAGCCGGCAGGUUUUAAGGAGACAUCGCGAAAAGUGCCUCUGGCGACAUCCUCCAGGCCACGAAGUUUACAGAAAAGAGAAGAUUGGUGUCUGGGAAGUAGAUGGAAAGCGCUACAAGCAAUAUUGUCAAAAUCUUUGUUUACUAGCAAAAUUUUUCUUGGAUCAUAAGACUCUUUACUAUGAUGUUGAACCUUUUCUCUUCUACGUUAUGACAAUUGGCGAUUCAGAGGGAUGUCACACUGUCGGUUACUUCAGCAAGGAAAAGAAUUCUUUUCUAAAUUACAAUGUUUCUUGUAUACUGACAUUACCACCAUAUCAACGUCAAGGAUAUGGUCGACUGCUAAUCGAUUUCAGCUACUUACUAACGAGAGUAGAGAAAAAAAUCGGUUCUCCAGAAAAGCCACUGUCUGACUUGGGCCUAAUUUCUUAUCGAAGCUACUGGAAAGAUGUGUUACUGCAAUAUCUCUGUAAUUUCGGUGGAAAAGAACUUUCCGUGAAAGAUAUCAGUAAAGAGAUGGCGAUUGAUUCUUAUGAUAUAGUUAGUACCCUUCAGGCCUUAGGAAUGAUGAAAUAUUGGAAAGGAAAACAUAUUAUUUUGAAAAAACAGGAUGUAAUCGAUGAUUACAAAGAAAGAGUGAAGCGUCGUGGACCCGUAUACAAAGAAAUCGAUCCCGAGUGUCUUAAAUGGAACCCUUUUCAGACUCCCAAGACGCCUUCAGCCUCAAACUAAUGUCUGCGAACUUGCUCUCUUUCUAUAUACCUUUUUGUCAUCAAAAACAUGAAUUCAUAAUCGAGAUCAGCAUUAAUAUUUUAUUUCGUCUUCAAUUUCUUUCGUCUGGUGGGUUUUAAUUUAUUUUUAAAAAUUACCGACAUUCUUUACCAAUAAUAUAUAAUUAUUAUAACUUUGUACAUUUCCACAAUCAUAACAGAGUUAGGGAUGAAAAUGCUCAGAUGAAUCUGUGCAAAUAGUAAUUUAUUUAAAAUAUGUGAUGCUUGAAGGUGAAAGGAACCUUACGUGACUGUAACAUUAGGUUUAGUGUUUCAUGCGCGCAGUGUACGAAAAUUGUGGCUAAUGUUUUUGUCGCGAAAGGUCCCUAUCACCGUGAAGCGUAACAUGAGAAAAAAUUAGUAAGGUCACAUUAAGGGGUCGUGUACAAAUUACGUAAGGUUUAUUUUCGGAAAUUUAAACCCCUCUUUCCUAUUUAUAAGAGACUUUGUAUACAUUAGCGAAAUUUUUUCUAAUGGUCGUUAAGGAAUUGGUGACCCCCUCCCCCCCUCUUCAUCUUAAAGCCUUAUGUAAUUUGUACACGGUUCCUAAUUUCUAAUUUUUAAAAUUAUUUAAAAUUAUUUAAUGCCUUUUAAAUAAUUUUAAAAGAUUGAAAACUUAAUGUAUGUGGCGCGCUCCCAAAAAAAGUACCUAAGAAGGAAACGAAUUUUAGGUUAUGUUUGUGUUAGAUUUAUCUUGAUUAGAAGUUCCUUUUUAAUUAUUUUUAAGGGCAUUUGAACCAUUCUGGCGUUACAGCUUUUUAGAGCACUUUCUGUUCACUUUCUUUCAAAUCAGUAUAAAGAUUUUUAAUAGUUCUAGAAAGCACUAUUAUAAACAUAACCUAAAAUUUUUUGCUUCUCAGCUACCAAUCUUCGGGGUGCGUCACAUAUUCCUUCUGUGUACAUAAAAUUAGUUAAUUACGUAUUUACCUGUUCAUAACAUAAACAUGUAUAUAAAUACUCGAAUGUAUCAAAAGUAUUCUUUUCUUUCAUAAUUGUAAGGUAAAUUCAUAAUAGACAAAUUAAAAGAGUUUUUCACGGUCAUAUUGUUAUAGCUUUUCUGUAAGAAAGCUAUAAAAACAUGAACAAUUAUUUAAAUAUUGAAUAUUUUAUUAUGGCCUUUUUAAUUUUAAAAAUUUUUUUAAUUUGUAUUUUAAUAUUUUAAAAUACUUCAGUAUUUUAUGUUGAAAAUCAUUAUAGUUAAGAAAGAAUUAUGAAAUGAUGACAUUGGACUAACUUUUGUUUUGAAUGUACAUCAAAUUCUUUCUUAAGCAUUGUUUGAAAAAUAAAUUGUCUAUUGUGAAAUUAACCAAGAAGACAUUUUUAUAAAAAUAUCUAGGUAUAUAGAUGAAAUGAAUUUUUAAAUAGCAUAACUUUCAUUUCAUCUAUAAUAAUAAUAAUUUUUAAAUCCGAAUUUUUAUUAUUAUUUGUGUAGUAAAAUAUUAUCACAUGUGCGAUUCCAGAUUAUUACAUUUUUUUUACUUGAAAAUUGGUAAUAUUACAUUUAAUCGUAUAAAUUUUCUAAAAAAAAAUCGUCUUUUUCGGCCAAAACAAUUGUUUUUAUACAGCAAUAAUUGCUAAAAAUUGUUUAAUUGCUCAUGUCUUUUAAAUAAACGAGUUUUGGUUUUUUACAUUCAACUCGAGACACUUCAAGUAAGUAAUAAUUAUGUUCACAAUAUUUUUGUGUUUUUAUUGUAUUUAUAAAUAUUAAUAUAAAAAUAAAUGUAAUAUUGUAUUUGUUAAUUAACAAAGUUAUUUAAACAAAAUAAGCUUAUUUUCAGUCUGGUUGAUGAAAUUAAAUGACUUGAAGUUUAAAGUACUUCUAUGCUCAGUGCUGCCAACUUGUAUUGUGAACAAUUUUGAUGGAAACGAAACUACAAUUCUUCGAAUCAUGUUGGUAGCACUGACGACAUACUGAGAAGCGGCGCGCGCAGCUACAUCUGAUUAUUUAGUUACAAAACAGCGGUCUAAACCAUAAGAAUUAUUUAAAUAUAUUAUGAGUGAGUUUAUUGUUGUGAUUGUAUUUUAUUUCAUUCAAGAGUAUUUUAAUGAUUAAAGAGUAUUUUAUUUCUUAAAGAGUGAAUAUUUUAAGUAAUUUAAUUUCAUCCACCAGGUAUUUAACUUAUUUUAUUUAAAUAACUUUGCUAAUUAACAGAAUAUUGUAAACAUGUUUAUUACUUACUUGAAGUGCCUCGAGUUGAAUUCAAAAGCAAAACUCGUUUAUCUUUAAUCGUUUAAAGGCAUUUGACCCAUUAUGACGUCACGGUUUUAGAACACAUGCUUUGUACAAACUGUGACGUCAUGAUGGCUGAAAUUCCCUUAAGCAAUUUUGAGCAAUUGUAUAUCUUAUAAAUAAACAAUUUUUUUUGUGAGAAAAAGUUACCAAUUUUCAAGUAAAAUUCGGUGAUGAUCUUCAAAAAAAAUUUAAUCUGCUACUAUCGCACAUGUACAUUUUGUGAAGAUUGUGAUUAGCCUAUUGAGGACAAUUAUUAUUUAGGUAUUUGCAAUUUGUUGAAUCAAAAUACUGUCAAUUAUAUAGUAUUUAAGUACAUAGAAAGUAGAUAAAAAAAAUUUGUACCAUGUAUUUGUCUCUUAUAGUUUUAAUCUUUAGAGGGCCGGUAAAUUUGGACAGAUUUUAGUUGUUUUUUUAUUAAGAAAAAUUUAUAAAUAAGAAGUCAAUUCGAUAAAGAAUUCGUUAAAAUAAAUGCUGGGCACUAUAGUGGCCAACACUGGCCCUCUAAAGGUUAAUGUACAAAACUUACAUGUUCAGCUAUUCUUUUCUCGUGCUGUUCAAGUUUUUAGAUGAUCAUCAUUUUCGAAAGCAUAUUAUAGUAUAAUAUGUAAAUGUAAUGUAAUAUAUCGCAAGUUGAUUAUGUUUGUAUGUAUAUUUAUAUAUUUAUAAAAGUAUUUUAAGCUAACAUCUCACCGGAUCUCUAUAAAAAAUGGCACAUCAUAUGCCACUAUCAUGUUUAUUAAGUUUUUGUAUAAUCAAACAGUUCCUGUAAGUACAGAUAUAUAAUAAAAUAUCUUUUCCAAAUUCAAA
Messenger RNA from Leptopilina heterotoma, 5845 nucleotides. It is a transcript of the gene chm, whose product is annotated as histone acetyltransferase KAT7. NCBI's taxonomy places the organism in Eukaryota, Metazoa, Arthropoda, Insecta, Hymenoptera, Figitidae. Gene Ontology annotation, molecular function: zinc ion binding; histone acetyltransferase activity. The coding region runs from base 128 to 2767 and encodes 879 amino acids. Gene Ontology annotation, cellular component: nucleus. Gene Ontology annotation, biological process: regulation of DNA-templated transcription. The transcript is spliced from 13 exons. The record is from RefSeq and is a predicted model, not a curated record.